Molecule: messenger RNA, 1793 nt
Organism: Jaminaea rosea
Lineage: Eukaryota; Fungi; Basidiomycota; Exobasidiomycetes; Microstromatales
Product: DNA ligase/mRNA capping enzyme
Exons: 9
Coding region: 125-1588 (487 amino acids)
Molecular function (GO): zinc ion binding
Source: RefSeq, a predicted model, not a curated record
CUACCAUUCGCUCAUCCCCCCCCCUUCUUUGAGCCUAAGGCUACCUCCAACGCCUUACGACAUCUUUGCUUGCCAAUUCUCGAUCGCUCAUGAAGUAAGCUGCCUCGCUUCCUAGCACAACAUCAUGGACCCCACGACGGCGGAGGUCGGUGGGGUGAAGCCGAGCCGGCUGCUCGCAGUAGGAGAGGUAGUCGAGGUCCAAGGCUCGGGCAAGCGACCGUACCGAAUCAAGAGAACCGUCAAGGGACACUACACCUGUACAUGCUCCUCCUUUCAGAACGCUCAGGGUGCCUCGUCCGUCGCCGCUCGGUCCUGUCCUCACCUCGCAAAGAUUCUCGGCAAGGAAUACGAGGCCGCCCGACAGCGCGCUGCGGGUCCUACCGACGCGACGGCACCUACGUACGCAGAGUCAAAGCGCCAAAAGAAGGAAGCAGCGCCCUUCGACUGGGAGGAAUACGUCGCCGCUCGAGAACGGGUGCGAGAGGAGCAGCAGGCGGGCACGAGCAGCAGCAGCGGCAGCAGCGGCAGCAGCAGCAACAGGUCCAUGCUCGGCCCAAAGGGCACAUCCCUAGGGGAGGGGUACGAGACGGACUGGAGGGGUAAUUGCACCUUCAACGGUCGCGCUAUCAGAAAGGAUUUCGACCCUACGAGCGCCAUUGCCAUCAUGCAGGCCGAGAAGUGGGAUACAAAGCUGGAUCCUACAGGCUGGUGGAUGAGCGAGAAGCUCGAUGGCGUUCGAGCGUAUUGGACGGGAGAUCGGCUCGUCUCUCGUACCAAUCUGGAUUGGAAAGCUCCUCAUUGGUUCAUCGAGAAACUGCCGAAAGGCUUUGCCUUGGACGGGGAGCUCUGGCGCGAGAGGGACGGGUUUGAGGUCUUGAGCGGCAUGUGUCAGAGGGCCGACACUCGGGCUUGGUCGACGAUCAACUUCUUCGUCUUCGAUGCGCCCGACGUCGAGGCGCCGUUCGAGAAGAGGAUGGAGGAGGCAAGGAAGCGAGUGCCUGAUGGGGAAUUGACCCCAGACGAGGCGCUGAGAGGGAGGUUUGGUGGCAAGGUGGCAACUCUGCCUUUCAUUGCGUGCGAGGGGCAGGCUCACCUGGACAGAUAUGUUGACGCCAUCAUGUUGCAGGCGGGGGAGGGUGCGAUGCUGCGCAGGCGCAAUAGCCCCUACGAGAGGAGGCGCUCGAUGCACUGUCGCAAGGUCAAGAGGUGGGACGAUGGAGAGGGAGUGAUGGAGGGAACCAAUCGCGGCGUCGGCGCCCGGAGCCACCGCCAUGAGUCUCUGCGCGUCCGCAUGGCUUCGGGCAAGGCCGUCGAUAUUGGGAUGGGCAUGACCGAGUCGAUGCACUUGGGGAACGACUUGCCCGAGAAGGGCGUCCUUGUCAAGUACCGUUGCAGCGGAUUGUUCCAAGACGGCACGCCCCGCAUCCCGGUCUACGAGGGCGUAUGCUAUGACCGCACGCAGCCAAAGGACCCUGAAGUCGCCGCUACACAGAUCCGCAAGAAGCGGAAGCAAGACGACGAAGAGUUCCUAAAGGCAGUGGCUGCCGACCUCGAGGCUGCUCAGCUCGUGCCGCCGUGGGAGGUGUGAGGGAGGAGCAGGGUUGAGGGUGAAAGAGGAGGUGUGAGGGAGGAGAGAGGAGAGAGCGAGCAACGUCAUUAGAGUCAUCUAUACCAUCAUCAUCAUCGUCAUCACCAUCGUCGUCGUCAUCAUCAUCAUCAUCAUCAUCAUCAUCAUCAUAAUACGCACCACGACGAGCCUUCUUUCAGUCCUUGUCGUUGCUCUAUAAUGCGAU